Rotaria sp. Silwood1 is the source of this 717-nucleotide messenger RNA. The record is from the annotation of a GenBank genome assembly. NCBI's taxonomy places the organism in Eukaryota, Metazoa, Rotifera, Eurotatoria, Philodinida, Philodinidae.
AUGGCACUUGAUCUUAUCAAACCAUUAAAUGUAAUACCAAAACUGCAAGAACAUCGUAUUCUUGAAUUAGAUUCUUUAAGUAAAUUUGUUUUUAGUCAACUCGAAGCAAAAUCAAAAAUGACAGAUUCUUCAAUGAUAUCAACAAUUGAUAGUAAAAAUAACUUACAUUCAGAAUUGGAUACAGACGAAGAAGAUUAUGAUGAAGAUGAUUAUCUAAAUAAUAGCGAUGAACUUAUUACCAACGUUCAUGAGAACAGUCAAAGCCUAAACGAUUCAUUCGACGAUGAUGAACAAGAGAGUAUGAAUUCAAUAAAAACUGACUUUGAUGGUGUGAAGAUACUAGAUGAUAUAAAAAUGGAGCAAAAAGAUUGCUAUUUUAAAAUUAAAAUUAAUGAUAAGAUUAAGUACAUGCACAAGCAAACAGCUUGCUGGAUAUUAAUGAAUAUAAAUGGAAAAAUUUCAUCAGAUCGCUUAUCUCGUGUAAUACAAACAAGCAAAAAAUAAAAAAUAACAUAUAUUCUAUAUGUUCUCUGCUGUUAGUUUUCUUUAGUAUAUCAUUUUAUUAAUAAACACAUUAGCUGCAACUAAUUCACUACCUGUCAUAUUCUUUUAGAAUUCGAACACAUGUUUCUACGUGAUGAUAAUUUAACGUAUUAUUACAUACUUUUCAGUACUUAAGGAUACUUUGAGGUACUGUAAGGCACUUUAAUGUACUUU